Molecule: messenger RNA, 1866 nt
Organism: Botrytis byssoidea
Lineage: Eukaryota; Fungi; Ascomycota; Leotiomycetes; Helotiales; Sclerotiniaceae
Exons: 9
Molecular function (GO): monooxygenase activity; iron ion binding; heme binding
Source: RefSeq, a predicted model, not a curated record
UCUGCCAACCUUCAUUGCAAUACAAUGUAACAUGUCAGGACGGAUAAUUAUCUCGUCCCCCCAUGAUAAAUCUCGAGUUUUUGAUUCUUAUCUUUAUCAAGCCUACAUAGUUCUCUUUCGUUCGAACAGAGAUACUUCGUUUUCUUUGCCAUUCACACAACUUCAAAGCAUGGAUACUACUAAGGUUUCUCGCUCGACGUAUUUAGUUUCAUCGCAAAUUCUUCUGCCAUUGCAAUUAAUUGUAAUCGUCGUAGGUUUUACUUCUCUAUGCUGUGCCUUUCAGCGUCUAUACCUCCAUCCGCUGUCCAAAAUCCCAGGACCAAGGCUAGCUGCCGCAACAUCCUGGUAUGAAUUUUAUUACAACGCCAUUCGAGAUGGAAUAUAUACCAGGAGUUUUGAAAAAAUGCAUACAGACUAUAAUUCUUCGGUUGUCCGAAUUGCCCCCAAUCAUGUCCAUGUCAAUGAUCCGGAAUUUUAUUCAAAAAUGUUCAACAACAGAACAAUUUAUCGAAAGGACCCAGGUUUCUAUAAGCAGAUAAGCGUGUCGGAGUCUAUUCUUUCCAUACUAGACCCACACGAACACCGUCUACGGCGACAAAAAGUCAACUCUUUAUUCUCGAUAAAAGCUGCAGAUUCGAUGGCACCAGAUAUCCUCACAAUUGCUCAGAAAGCGGCCAACAUCAUGAUGAAGCGUGGAGAAGAGAAAAGACCUAUUGAUAUGCAUCGACUCUGUCGCUCUAUUUCUUCGGAAGUAUUAUUUAAGAUACUCUUUGAUGAACCUCAAGAUCUCCUUGACUCACAGGAAGAGCACCCGGAUUUGUUGACAAGCAUGGACGGCUUCUUAAACAAUUUUUGGAUAAUGAAAGCAUUCCCCGCCGUUGGGUGGCUGGCAACAAACCUACCUGAGUCGCUAGCCCAGAAGGCAGUUCCCGGGUUUAAAAGUAUUAGAGAUAAAUGUGGAAAAUGGGCCACAAUGGCUGUUGCACGACAGAAUUCACGCGAAAUCAUCAAAAAUGACUCGUCAUCAAAUACUGUCUUCGAUCUUCUUCUCGCUCCAACUCCCGAGGAACCGCGUUCCGAAUUUUCAAUACCAGACUUAGUAGACGAGGCGUUCUUAUUCGUAUUUGCAGGUACUGACACAACAGGAAGCACGAUUGCAAAUGCUUUGUACUAUAUUCUCUCUUCGGCAUCUGUUUCUUCUAAUUUACUAGGUGAACUAAAUUCUCACGGCAUCACAUCCCACGAAACUUUUGAUUGCAACCUGGUUCAAAGAUUACCAUAUUUGACGGCAGUUGUCAAGGAAAGCAUGCGGGUUCACACUAUGGUGCCAGGUACUCUCCCGCGUAUUGUACCCGAUGGGGGAGUAGUUGUGGAUGGACAUUUCAUACCAGCAGGUACAAGCAUCUCACAAACCAAUUUAUCACUCCAUCACAACGCAUCUAUCUUUCCUUCACCUGAAAAAUUUGACCCCGAAAGAUGGUACAGGGACGAAAAGAAAGUGUUAGAAAAGCAUUUUGCCCCAUUUAGCAAAGGUUCGAGAAGCUGUCUUGGUAUGAACCUUGCGAAUAAAGAAAUACAUAUAGUAGUUGGGCUUUUCAUUUCCCGGUUCGAAAUGGAGCUUUAUGAGACAGACGCUAGGAGUAUGGAGUGGGCAGAUCGUGCCAAUGCGGUCAAUAAAUCGACUGUUAAAGUGCUUGUUAAGCGCGAUAGAUGGGCCGAUAAUUAGUGAUAUGCUUGAAAUAGCUGAACUUCUUCGAUGAAGAAGUCAGGCUGAAAACAAGCUCAAAACAGCGAAAGCAUAUCACCUCUACUAGCAUAUACUUCCUACACUCAGUAUGGUCGAAUUGAAGCAUGAAAAUAAAAAAA